UAUUGCUUCAAGAGUAAUAAAAUGGGAGGUUCAUGCUGAAGAGAACAAGUUGUGUUGAGCAAGUCUGGUAAGAUUGGGACUAAGCCAGCUUUAUCAAACCAAAGAAGGUCGUAUUCAAAUACAAAUGAUGAGAUUUCUUCUCCUAAAAAAGCAAAUUUAUCUACUAAGUUCAGCAGUAGCAAAUUAGUACGGCCGAAGGAGUUAAUCCAUUCUCCUAAAGAUUGUGAGUUCUCAAAGAUUGAUGAAGUUCCAGAGCUCUCCUCAAGUAUAUGUUUGAGCACUAGCAACCAUCUGAACUGGAAGAACAAGAAAUGAAAAUAAUAAAGAAAGAAAAGGCUCAGAAAACCAGGAAGGAGAGAUUAUUGGUGAAGGACAACUCACUAUUGUGUAUAAAGCUAUUGUAGCUUCUAAGCAGGAUAUGGAGAUGGCCUUUAAGGUCUUUAAGCUUGAUAGCAAGAGUGUCUCAAAGGAGGAAUGCAAAACUCAAGUGACAGAGCUAUGCAAAAAGAUUUCAUGAAAUUACCCUCACUCUACUGGUCUUGCCAAAUACUAUGAUAUCGAUGAGGAUAAAGCAAAUGGAGAUAUAGUUCUGCUCAUGGAGUAUAUCAAUAUCAUGAAUGCAAAGAAAUAUAUAGAAACAUUUGGAAAGCUAGAUACCUCUAAUAUCAGGAGGGUCUGUUACCAAGUCCUUAGUUUACUAAAGGACCUUCUAAAAAUCGAUUAUUUUCAUGGCCGACUAAAUCUGAAUAACAUCCAUCUUGAUACAUGAUUCAACGUUAAACUGACCGAUUACGGUCAGAUGGGAAUCUUCGACCGUGAGGCCCAAUUCACCCCUGAAGAAGGGAGUAGAUUUGAUAUUUUCUGCCUUGGGAUAUGUAUCUUGAAAUUUCUUGGCUUGCUGAACAUUGAUCAAGGGUCCGACCACACUGUAGACUUAUUCUUAGAAAAUAUGGAGGAACUCAAAAGCUGCUAUACAACUAACUGAGAAGAAAAGCUUAUAGAUCCGCUUAUAGACUUUCUAGAUUGAUGAUUUGAAAAAGUUGUAACAAUUGACGACUUGUUAUAUCACACCUUCUUGAAAUUUGAUGACGAGGGACGAGAAAUUGAAAGGAAAUUCAGUACCAAAUUCAGCACCAGAAAUCAAGGUUUAACGCAUAUAAUCUCAAGCAAGGAGAACUCAACAGACACUCUUCUAAAUGUAAAUGGACUUGAUUCAAGCUGAUUCAAGAACAUUGGACAAGCAUUAGAAGUAGGAAGGAGCUCUGGCAUCAAAUCUUCCAGAAAAUGAAGUUCUAUUUGAAGCGAGCUUAAAGGGAACAUCAAUCCAAUAGAGUCAUAUUCUAAGGAAUUUUCACAGGGAGAACUACCAGAAAAUACAGAUGAUGGGUAUGAGGACACUCUGAGAGCUUUUGAAAUCAGCCAGUUAAAGCAGAAACAGAGGAAACCAAGAAAAAGUAACUUCUUUCCAUUUAAAGCUCGGUUAUCUCUAAUGAAAGGAGGUGCUCAAAUGAAGGUUAUCCAAGAAGACGAUAUGAGCGUAAAAUCUCUUGAAAAUAGCUCUAAUGCUAAAUCUAUUGCUUCAAAAUGAGUGAUGGAGUCGAUCAAGGAAGAGUAAACUAAACCUGCAACUAGUGUCGUCUCUUCCCUGAAUACUUUGCUG
Moneuplotes crassus is the source of this 1660-nucleotide messenger RNA. The record is from the annotation of a GenBank genome assembly. NCBI's taxonomy places the organism in Eukaryota, Ciliophora, Spirotrichea, Euplotida, Euplotidae.